AUGUUGGCUGGCUCCAUUGGUCAGAUUCCUCAAGCGAAUGCUGGUAACCGAAAUGGAGAUGAUGAUGAGUACCGUGCUUUAGGGAUAUUCCAAAGGAACAAUCCUCCUGUUUUUGAAGGUGAACAUGAACCUGAUAAAGCUCAAGCUUGGCUGAAGGCGAUUGAGAAGAUCUUUAGAGUCAUGAACUAUACUGAUGCUCAGAGAGUGCAGUUUGGUACUCAUAUGCUGGAGAAGGAAGCUGAAGAUUGGUGGAACAACACUCUUCAGAGGUUUGAAGAAGAUGGCAUUGAGGUUACUUGGGAUCUUUUCCGUGAUAUUUUCUUGGAGAACUAUUUUCCUGAAGAUUGUCGAGGGAAGAAAGAGGUGGAGUUCCUUGAGUUGAAGCAAGGAAAUGGUACCGUUGCUGUUUAUGCUGCUAAGUUUCAGGAACUUAUCAAGUAUUGUCCCCACUAUAAUACUGCUAAUGCUGAGAGAUCUAAAUGUUUGAAUAGAGAGAGUGCCUCUAUCUACAAGAGUUUGAAAGGAAAGAAUCAGGAUCGUGGGAAACCGUAUGAUGACAAGAAGAAACAAGCUGGUUUCGGCAAGAAGCCAAGUUGGGGAGGAUCUUCUACUUCACCUAAGUGUUUCAAAUGUGGUGUUGAGGGUCAUAAAGCUGCUGAGUGCAAGAAAGAGGUUACUACUUGUUUCAAGUGUGGAAAGUAUGGUCACAUAACUACUAAUUGUAGAGGUGGUUCGAAUGUGACUUGUUUCAACUGUGGAGAGAAAGGUCACGUUAGUACAAAAUGUGACAAGCCAAAGAAGGAGCAAGUAAAAGGAAAAGUGUACGCAUUGUCUGGUGCGGGAGCCACCACUGAUGAGAGGCUAAUUCAAGCAACCUUAGAUGUGCGCGAGAAGAGAACCAUUGAGGAAUUGCCUAUAGUCUGUGAAUUUGCAGAGGUAUUUCCUGAUGAUAUAAUUGAUUUACCACCAGAGCGAGAAGUUGAGUUUUCGAUUGACUUAGUUCCUGGGACUAGUCCUGAAGUUCAUUGA
This is a messenger RNA of Vicia villosa (hairy vetch), 1029 nucleotides long. RefSeq lists its product as uncharacterized. Gene Ontology annotation, molecular function: mRNA binding; zinc ion binding; translation regulator activity. Gene Ontology annotation, cellular component: cytoplasm. Gene Ontology annotation, biological process: positive regulation of cytoplasmic translation. Lineage: Eukaryota; Viridiplantae; Streptophyta; Magnoliopsida; Fabales; Fabaceae. The record is from RefSeq and is a predicted model, not a curated record. The transcript is spliced from 4 exons. The coding region runs from base 1 to 1029 and encodes 342 amino acids.